UUGCAGCGGCGGCGGAUGCUGGGAGUCUGUGUGUACUUUUCUAUUCAGCCGGAAUAUUAUACAUACAGACAAAGUCGAUCGGUCGAUCCGUAUAGGCUAUAUGGAUCGCGUCCUAUAUUGCUGAUGUGCCCAGCGACCGCACACGGUCAACAAAUAUCUACAAUAGAUCUUUUUUUUCCCCCUUUUGUAUCUAUAUUCCUUUUUCUCCUUCAUUUUUGUUUGUAACCGUCGUUAUGGCUGUUUUCUUAUAUUGCCGAUGCAAUAAAUGGCAAAUCCUAUCGGACGUCAUUUUCCUCUCGAGUUGGUAGGCCUAUUCUCAUCAUAUAAUUUCAAAAGGGAGAUUUAGCCGCUUGAUCAGACCUGCUGUGUACAUCGAACAUACUAAUGUGAGACUAGGCCUAUAUAUGUCUGAGACCGUUUAAUGUCAUCAGCUUUUAUGUUCGAUCGUCCGUUAGUGAACGAAGAAUUAAAAUGAGCUGCGCGCUGCUGGCGAGAUCUGGGCGUUAUUUCUGGGCUACACUAAAUAUUUAAUGGGAUGCAAUGCAUCAGCAUUGGGAUUCUCAUGCGAAAAGACGUCAAGAGAGAAGUUCAACAUGUAGCCUAUCUUAUGCGCGAAUAAAUUAAUGAUGGGUAUGGAAAAAGCCCAAAUGGAAAAACAAAAAGAGGAAACUAUGCAUCACGACAUUGGAGAGAAAAGCUUUUUUUUCGCUUUGAAUUAUGUAAAUUAUUGAAUGAUACUAGCCCCCUAUAUAUUUCUCGGCCGUGAAAGAGGAAUCUCUCACGUGAUGUAUUAUGCAUCAGGGUGUCUCCCCGAUGCAAAGAUAUCAAUCAUUUAUUAUUCAUCACGCAGAAAAUCUGGGAUCAAAAACAUCAAUUUGAUAUUCAUUUCCAAUUUUCUUUCUUUUUUUCAUAUUGAUUUUUGAUAUAGCGAACGGGUGGUAGAGGGUGUGGCCGGCGCCCCUUUUUCGUGAAUCAGAAAUGGACGAAGGGAUGUGGAUCAGCAGCACGGGAUCGACGAUGACGUCCGAUCCGGCCGGCUCGUCCUCUGACGGUUUGAUGUUGCUGUCGGAUCCGACGUCCGUUUUCUUCAACUCGACUUGGCCAUUCCCGGAAAUGAGCGACGGCAACCGGACGGCCAGCGGGAACACUAACAACAACAGCAGCGGGACAGUAUUGACGGCUUUUGGGGACAUGGAGCUGGACCUGUCCGUCAUCGAGCGGUUCCGCUCCAACCGGCGUGUCAACGACGUGGCCUUCUUCUGCCUGGUGGCCGCCUACUGCCUCCUCAUCAUCUUCGGGACCAUCGGCAACUCGCUGGUCGUCUACGUCGUCGCCUGCCAGCCGGCCAUGAGGACGGCCCGCAACGUUUUUGUCGUCAACUUGGCCAUUUCCGACUUGCUACUCUGCCUCAUCACCAUGCCAUUGACGUUGAUGGAGAUCCGGUCGUACACUUGGCCGCUGGGUAAUUCGCCCGUCUCGUGCAAGAUGGUGGGCUCGUUGCAGGCCGUUUCCAUUUUCGUGUCGACGCUGUCCAUCACGGCCAUCGCCCUCGACCGUUACCAACUGAUCGUCUACCCGACUAAAAAAAGCUUCCAGCUGACGGGCGCCCUGCUGGCCCUGGGCGGCAUCUGGAUCCUGGGCGUCGUCCUGGCCCUGCCGCUCUUCAUCGUCCGCACGCUCCAGCACCACGACAUCCCCAUCCCCAAUUCGCCCAUCAGCUCCGUCGACUAUUGCCUAGAAGAGUGGCCCAACGAGCGCGGCCGCUCACUCUACUCCAUCGGCAGCAUCUUGAUCCAGUACGCCCUGCCCAUCAUCACCGUUUCGGUGGCUCACGCCCGCAUCUGCAACAAACUCCAAGUGCGGAUGGCAUCCAUGAACCAUCAACAGGCCAUCCGCCAACAACAACAACAGCCGUCGCUUAAUAACGCACCCAGUCCCAGCACCAGUAACGGCCACCCGUUGCAGAAUUCAGCCGUAAUGACGGCCAAAGAUUCGGCUGUGACGGCCGAUGGGCGGGCGGCGGCCCGCGAAGAGAAACUCCGUAAAACCAACACGCUCCUAGUGGCCAUCGCCAUCAUCUUCACCAUUUGCUGGCUCCCGAUGAACACGUUCAACGUCGUCGUGGACACGUGGAACGUCUUUGGCGACGACACGGAGACGAUGCUGAUCGUCUACGCCGUUUGCCACAUGGUCGGCAUGUCCUCGGCCUGUGCCAAUCCGCUGCUGUACGGUUGGCUGAACGACAAUUUCCGCAAAGAGUUCCACAAGAUCGGGACUUCGUUCGUGGCCAGGAGCAAGAACAACAGGGCGACGACGCAGAGCAUGAGGCAAAGGGCCAAGAUGGUCGUCCAGCAGCAGACGGCAACCGGCAAACGGCCCGACUCCAAAACAAUGGGGCUGCCCUCAUCGCCAGCGGUGGAAGGCGCUGGAUCAUUUCAUGUCGGGAGUCCCGCGGGAGCUGCUGUCAUGCCCGGCGCCAGCACGGCUGUGACGAUGUUGCCGUCGCCCACCACCGGUCUGCUGUCGUCUCAUUACCGGACGGAAGUGACGGUCGUCACCCACCUGGUCCCGGACCCAUCACCUACACCUAUUACACCUUGUCCGGCUGUCACCGUCUAUCACCGGGUUAACGACAUCAACUUGACGGCCUCCUCACCACCCGAGAAGCACCUUUGAUUAUAUAGAAGAAGAAGAAGCCGAUGACAGCUGGCCAUCAUCACACGUAUACGCCAUCGAUCGACUCGCCGGCGUACCUCAUUUCCUAUUUCAUUUCCCAUCAGCUCUUAUUAUAUCUUUUAUAUCCUCGAUAUAUUUGUUUAUAUUUAAGUGAAUUCGCUUCAACUGGCGUAUAUUUAAAUCUAAAUACAUUUAUAAGUGUGUUCCAAUGCGGAGGCCGUUAGCAGACGACAUUUGAUUGAAUUUGAUUGUUAUAAUUAUAUUUUAAAAAAUUCCUAUAGCGAAAGAAAAAUUCUUUUGAUGUUAUUUUUUUGUCUUAUAUCGGGAUUGGGAUUUAGUUUGCAGACAUCCCGGAUCGAUGGCUACAUAAUAUGUUCGUGAAUAAAAAAAAGGCUUGGAGGGAAUAAAAUUGGCUUAUAGAUGAAAAUAUGUGACUUAUAUAUAUUCCCAGCUGAGAAUUGCGUGUCUGUCUCGAAUGCGAUUACACACGUUAAUACGUUCGCGUCUGUUAGGAACAUUUUGAAUAUGAAUACGAUUAUACAUGCUGGGGAAACCCCCGCUGUCAAAAUCAGUUUAGCAUUGACAUCAGGUUGACAAUUCAAUUCAUAUUUGGUCUAAUUUGUUUGAAAUAAUAUUCAGGUCUGCAUGCUAAACGUACAUACGAAUUGAAAGUUUACAUAGAGUUGUACUUGUUAAAUCCAUUUCUGACCAGUUGCGCUUAUUAAUUCUCAGAUCACAAAAAUAACACUAAUACGCCAGAUGUUAUCUAUUUAAUAGUUGUGGCCUGUGUACUACAUAUGACUCAUUCGACGAAAAAAAAAUUAUUGAUUCGCUUUCUAUACCGUUCAAGUUGAUACUCUAUAAACCCAUGUAAGUCUAAACCGCGUCUAAACUAGAAUACACGAUUUCUAUUGGGA
Daphnia pulicaria is the source of this 3593-nucleotide messenger RNA. RefSeq names its product neuropeptide F receptor-like. The transcript has 4 exons. Gene Ontology annotation, cellular component: membrane. Gene Ontology annotation, biological process: G protein-coupled receptor signaling pathway. The record is from RefSeq and is a predicted model, not a curated record. Gene Ontology annotation, molecular function: neuropeptide Y receptor activity. Bases 979 to 2676 code for a protein of 565 amino acids. NCBI's taxonomy places the organism in Eukaryota, Metazoa, Arthropoda, Branchiopoda, Diplostraca, Daphniidae.